Molecule: messenger RNA, 864 nt
Organism: Eruca vesicaria subsp. sativa (arugula)
Lineage: Eukaryota; Viridiplantae; Streptophyta; Magnoliopsida; Brassicales; Brassicaceae
Source: the annotation of a GenBank genome assembly
AUGGAUCUGGCUAAUCUGCCGGGCUCAUCGUCUCAGGAGAUAGGAUCGGAGGUCGCAAGGUCUCGGGUGAUCGGAUCGGAGGAUAUAAGGGUGGAAGACAUAGAGGGAAAGGAUACUAAACAAGUUAAGGAGGCGAUUUUAUCGCAGAGUUGGGUGUCAAAGGCGCAUGAUAACAAAAUUCUGAGAAAGUAUGAGGUCGAGGUAUCAACUAAGGAUGGAAAAAACAAGGUGGAGAUCCCGGAUGAGGUUAUCACUGAUUCUACCCCGUUAUGGGAUGAUUUUGUGGUUGGAAAAUUUUUAGAUAUUUCUCCACAUCCUGCAAAGGUUCAUGUGCUUUUAAGCAAGAUCUGGAAGUAUGGGGAAAUCAACUCGAAGGUGGAGGUGUAUGUGGUGAACGCAGCUACUAUGAGAUUUAGAGUUUCGAAUCCCAAAGCCCGUGAAAAGAUUCUUAACAGGGGUAUGUGGAAUGUUGUAGGAGUUCCAAUGGUGGUCACCAAAUGGUCACCAAAAACUGAGGAAGAGAAGCAAGAGGAAACUGAGUUUCCUAUGUGGGUACACUUGAAGACGGUGCCGUUGCAUAUGUAUUCAUGGAAAGGACUUAGUUUUUUUACAAGCACAGUGGGGACUCCAGAUCGAUUGCAUCCGGAAACCAUAGCAUGCACUAAUCUAGAAGAAGCCAAGAUCUUUGUCAACGUGGAUGUAUCAAAAGAGUUGCCGAAAGAGAUUGAGUUUACAAAAGAUGGGAAGGAAUUUACAAUUGUUUAUCAUUAUCCUUGGCUUACAGCAAGGUGUAAUUUGUGUGAUAAAUGGGGUCAUACCGACAAGGUAUGUAGGAAGAAUGGGAAAAAGGAAGAAACCAAAUGA